AUGGAGGUGAUCCUGCUCCAAGGGCUGCUGCUCUUCCUUCCCUUCGCAGCCCUGUUGCUUUACUGGUACAGUGCCACUGUCCAGUACUUCUGCAAGAUGGCCUUCUUUAACUGCUGGAUUUUAGCCUUGGCAACCAUCCUCUCCCCCUUAAUUGCUCUUCGGGGACGUAGCGUGGAGAACAUGAAGAUCCUGCGUGCUGUUAUCCUGCCCCUCAAACGCUUCUUUGGCAUCAAGAUGCAGGUGUGGGGAUCUGAGCAUCUGAACACCAAGGAGCCCUACGUGAUCGUCUGCAAUCACCAAGCUUCCCUUGACCUUAUGGGGAUGGUGGAGAUCAUGCCCGACCGCUGUGUGCCCAUUGCCAAGAAGGAGCUUCUGUACCUGGGCACCGUGGGGUGGGCCUGCUGGCUCUGUGGCAUGAUCUUCCUCAAUCGCCAGAAAACAGAAGAUGCUAUCAAUGUCAUCAGCCAGACUGCCAGGACCAUGCGGCAUGAAAAUCUCCAGGUGUGGAUUUUCCCUGAAGGCACCAGGAACCAGGACAAAUCCAUGCUGCCCUUCAAGCGUGGGGCCUUCCACUUGGCCGUGCAGGCUCAGGUUCCCAUUAUACCCGUCGUGAUCUCCCCAUACCGGAACUUCUUCAGCUCCAAGGAGAAGAAAUUCAUCCCUGGGACAUGCACCAUCCGAAUCCUCCCCAGGAUAGAAACCCAGGGUCUGAGCCCAAAGGAUGUCCCCGAUCUGACAGAGACCGUCCGCAAGGCCAUGGCUGAUGCCCUCUCUGAGAUGUCUGCAAAUGACUGUGGGCACUAGCACUCCGAGGAGGCUCCUCUCCCAUGCAGUGCUGGGCCAAUGCUGUCAAGGACACAGGCAGCCCACAGCACGAGGAGGACACAACCAGGACACACUGUCCCUUGGACAGUGCUAUGUCCCCCCAAGCCUGGUGCCUGUAGUGGCCUGGGGUAGCAAGGUCAAUCUGGCUCCUCUGCCCAACAGGAUGGCUCCCAUCUGCACACCAGGCAAGGGGACAGAUGUGCUAGGUAGGCCGGCUUGGACCCUCUCCUUGCUGCAGCGAGGACACCGUGACCCCCUUGAAGCACACCAGCCCCUUCAAUGCCACGUGCUACUGCAGGGACACACCACUGGUUACAGACACUGCACCAGGGACGCAAAAACCCGGCAAAAGCCACCUACCCUGGACACACCUGAGAUCACAGCCCUGCAGAGCCCACACCUCCGGCUUAGCUGGAGGAUUAUGCAGCUGCUACAGCACAGGCCGCCAGUCGUUGUCCAGCCUUGGGGAUCCAACACACCAUUUACCAUGCCUGUCAGUGUAACUUGGAGUAGGGGUCCUCUUUCGGCCUCCUGGGCCUGGGUUGCUUCCUCCAGAGGAACCUGCAAGCCACAGUCCUCCUGGCAAUGCUGCUCAAGCAGAGCAGGGUCCAGAACUCAGUGUAAGACCUGGAGGAGGACAGGAGAUAAAGGCAAUAUUGCCAUUUGUACAAAGCUUUCUCCACGCUGAGCUACAAGACAAGGGCAUAAGAAUAAACAGUCCCUACGUGCUGGCA
This is a messenger RNA of Dromaius novaehollandiae (emu), 1559 nucleotides long. RefSeq names its product 1-acylglycerol-3-phosphate O-acyltransferase 1 (gene AGPAT1). Gene Ontology annotation, biological process: phosphatidic acid biosynthetic process. Gene Ontology annotation, molecular function: 1-acylglycerol-3-phosphate O-acyltransferase activity. Gene Ontology annotation, cellular component: endoplasmic reticulum; membrane. Lineage: Eukaryota; Metazoa; Chordata; Aves; Casuariiformes; Dromaiidae. The coding region runs from base 1 to 804 and encodes 267 amino acids. The record is from RefSeq and is a predicted model, not a curated record. The transcript has 6 exons.